AUGCCCAGCAGCCAGCUGAUACCGCAACCGCCAUUCACGAAACAAAACAAUGCAAUCGAUAAUCUCGAGUUGCCACAAAAGGCGCUCCAGGCAACAGAAAGACCCAAGUUCGGGAUCUCAUUGGACAAGCCGGAUCACCGUCCGCCCAGCCUGCGGUCUGCUCUGCACACACCGAUUCCCACGCCAAUAACUGUGUCCUCGCCAAGCGCGCAAGAGCAAGCCGCUUUUUAUCCGGAUUUUCUCAGCCUCGGAAUUAGGGCUGGCCUUCCCGACUUGGAAAGGUUGAUUAUGCUUGUUGCUGCAGGGAUUCGUGACUUGGGUUACAAGAUGCAAAAGAGAGGAAGAAAAGAAAAGAAAAGAAUCGAAUUCAACAAACAAAAGAAAACAAAUAGAAAGUUGCCGUCAACACUCAAGGAGCUCAUCAAGAGAUGCCAUGAUUCAUACUCCCGGCCUUUUCAGUUGGAACAUCGUCCCGCUCCACGAAGGGGACUAUUCUACCACCCACUGGUAAAUACUGCCCAGCAAGUCGUUGCUUUCGAUCAAGCUGUCUGGUUCAACUGCAAGAUACUUACGAAGUGGUUUGCACUUGCCUGCAACCAACUGGAAGAGACGGACCUCGGCUAUUCACAUCUUUUCUUGAGCUGGACGGACUUGGUUCUCCGGUAUUCUAGUCGAAAACUACGAAGCGAAAAGGAUCUGGAGGACUACGAGCGAACUGCAGUGGAAGGCCAUGUCCAUGAUACCAUAGCCGGCCGAGCUAUGCAAAAUACCUGGUGCCCGAGAGAGAUUCUGGCUUGGCGAUGGGAUCGUGUUCGAGCUGUACCUUGGCUACGACCUGGAAACCUACAGCUCCUUCUUCCUAGCCACUUCCUACAUGUACUUCUUUUUCUUGAUCACAUGACACUCACCGUGAGGGGUGUUGUUGAGCUGUUUAAACUUGUGGGACGCGAAGGAGGUGGUCAAUUCCACUAUGCGGUCAAUAAGGAGAGCAACACAUCUUUCUACCGUCACCCAAUCAAAACAUUUGACCUUACCAGCGAGGUGGGGAAAGGAUGA
Molecule: messenger RNA, 1056 nt
Organism: Histoplasma capsulatum G186AR
Lineage: Eukaryota; Fungi; Ascomycota; Eurotiomycetes; Onygenales; Ajellomycetaceae
Exons: 5
Coding region: 1-1056 (351 amino acids)
Source: RefSeq, a predicted model, not a curated record